CAGCAGCCUUCACCUCGGGCUGGCGAAAACGUCCGGCCUCCUCAAAUAGUCGCCAUGGUGGUUAGAAGCUCGUCUGAGAUUCGCCCCUUCACUGCUCGUCUGAAAGAUCUACCCGACAACGCCUCUCGCGCAAGGGCGGCAGCUAUAUGCGUUCGACUUGGGCCACUCCUCGCCUCGGAGAGAAUGUGCCACGAACUCACUGUCGACCCAUUUACCCUACCUCCCAAGGACAUGCGCACUUCCUCUCCUGCGGUAUCGAAAGCCGUCGCGGUGCUGGACGACCUUGGGGACAUGCUCGAGACGAACUACCCAGGGAAGAGCGGGCUGCUCGUCCCGGCGAUGCAGCUGCUGGACCGCAUAUGGUUCAACAUAAUCGACUGGAUCACUUUCCUGCAUCCGAACAGUGGCUACCUGGAACCCGAGCCUGUUCCGCACGUCGAUGGCGAGCCCUCUGGGCAUAUUGACACCGUCAUCUCGCUCUCGCGCGCUCUGCUGAAGUGGAAGAAGCCGGCGGCGCAUUUGCUCGCGCAGACACCGCAACUUUACUCGCAGGUCAUGUGGCUUUGGCUUCACAUCCCGGACUACCUCACCGGGAACAUGAGCGACAGGAUUGAGGACUUCGUCGUCUGGCUCGAAAUCCUCGUCGAGGGGAUGUACGCCAUGCUAGGCGCGAGCGUCGACGUCGACUCAGACGUCGAGUCGCUGGAUUCCGACAUCGAGGAGCCAGAGCAGUACGAGCCAGCCGCCGUCCGCCAUGCCAUCGCCUGUGUCAAGUAUAGACCGCGAAAGAUGUACAGGCUCGCCAUCCGAUGCGUGCAGAAGCUUGUCGACGCCAUCGAAAUCUGGAACGACAAACUGGUCGACCACGCGCUCACCUUCGUCGCACAACACCUGGAAAUCGUGCGCGCUCUGGCAACCGAGCUCCUCGUCAUCGGCAACCACGCGCGGGACAUCGUCCGCAGCGUGGUCCAUCUCGCGCGCUCGCUGCAUGCGCUGAGACCCGGGCAUGAAGCGGUCGGGCGCGCGGGUAGCUUGCUGGGAGAUAUCUGGGACACUGCGACAGACAACCGGUCAUUGGUCUGGGCGCUAAACGACGGCGCCUUCCCUCUGCUCAUCGAGAUAUGCCACUCUUUGCCAACCGACGACACGCGGCGCAUGUUGAUAGGCGCCGGCAUGUUCAAUGUGGCUGCUCGUACGGCCCACCUACCUGUGAUACGCGCCUACACCAAGCACAAAGGAGACGCGUCCUUCGCCAGCUCUCGCUUCCUUGACGACCUUGAUGACCUCGAUGACGAUGAAGAUGAUGACGAAGACGACGAAGACGACGAAGAAUAUAGUAAAGACUUGGACGUAUCGCUGAUUGAUAGAAUUCUCGACAAGCGUGCGCAGUUGGCUAAGGAUGCGUUCCCCAAGAAAUGUGCAAAUCCACAGUGCAAUCGCCAGAACGUAAAGCUGCGCCGUUGCCCUUGCAAAACCGUCUACUACUGCUCGAAGGAGUGUCAGUCAGCUCGCUGGUCCCUCCACAGCGUUGAUUGCUUGAAAGGCGCUAGAAAAGGAUUGAAGUACUUCGGAGGCUUCGAAAUCGUGGAGGACGCGGACUACCUAUCGUACCGAGACGCGAUGUUUCUCUCUCUUCUCGCCAAGAAGUACGUCUGUGGCUUAGACGUCGUGGCCAUCAUAGAUAGGAUCAGGGAAAUGCGCUCAAAAGCACAACCGCGGGGCACCAAGAAGGACAUUUUCCUCGUGGAGAUCGACUACGGCGAGAUGCCGGUGCACUACGGCGUCAAGUAUGUCGAUCAAGACUCGAAGUAUGAGCAGUGGCAAAAGGACCCGACGGUCAUAGUCACUGCGAAGCUUUGUCCGCUACCGGUGCAGGGAGGUGGAACCUCCGCAUGCGUUACUGCUUGGCGACUCGUGCAUUGCUUCUCUCCCGCCACCCCGAUCAGUGACAGCCUUGCGUUCGCCUCUGAACCAAAACAGGUAGCCUUGAAAGGCCUUCAGCAAGCGCUACGUCAGGAUGCUAGCAAACUACCUAUGGGCAAAAUGAUCGACGCAGCAGUUCGCCGCCACGUCUCGAUUGUCAUCGCGGUUGAAGAAGUGGGCGGACUUUCCAUUGACCCCUUCACCAUCAACAAGUUGCACUGGAUUCCCACCCACGCAGAUGUGCUGCGCGGCUGUGAGGCUAUUCAGCAACUCUCGGCAUUGCUCCUGGUUAUGGACUUAGCGACAGAGCGUGUCCGCCACAGCGUCCUGGGGUAUAUCCGGAGCAUAUGGUUCCCCAUGGUCGCUUGGAUGGACUUCCUCCAUCCGGGGCAUGGCUAUAUCCAGGGUCUUGAUCGCGCACACAUUCUGGCCCAUCUCGGGCUCUACGCCCACCUCUACCGCCAUGACCAAGACUUUUCGCUCGAAAUGUCGCAGACCCCUCAAAUGCACUCAUGGUGUAUGUGGUUGUGGUUGCACGUACCCGAAACGAUGCGGCUAUCCGGGCCUACGCAAGGCGUACGCGAUGAUCUAGUACACGCACCCCUGGAAUAUCGUACCCUUCUUCUGUGGAGUUUGCAACUCGACUUGGCGGUCAGGCUGAUGCUAUCUUCUUCGUCGAAGGAUGAUACACCACUGAAUAUCGAUAUACCUCGUUUGCAAGAGGCGCUUGCGUCCGUCGGUCACCGGUUGCACCGUCUCUUCUCGCUUGCUAUGCGCUGCAUAUCGCUUCUGCUUGCUGGAUAUUCCGUCACGACGCGCACGAGCAAGGACACCCAUAACCUGAUACACUGCCUUUCUGAAAAGCUUGCGAUGCUACAUACGAUCGCCGGGCAUACAUCCCAGAUCAACCCAGACAGCCUACGUCCGCGCGUCGCCACCGCCCUGCUCGACAUAGUCAGAACUCUCCGCGACAUCCCCGGAGGGAUUCCAGUAGCCAGCAUGGGAUACGAAAUCAUCACGAAAUACUGGUACCAUUCGUCAGACUAUCGACCUUUGGUCCGGAGUCUGAAGGACGGCAUAUUUCCGGUCGUGCUCACUCUCGAUCGUACGCCAUUGCUCGAAGAAGACAGAGAAGUGCACGAGAAGCUUUUCUGGUACAUUGCCAAUCGCACGGCGCACUAUCCGGUCGCUGCCGCCUUACAGAAACAUAACGAAGGUCUGACAUUCAGCGACGCUCGCUUCGAGGACACGAAGAAGUGGGCGGAUGCGGACGAGGAGGUGGCGAAGCGACUUGCAAUUGAUGUUGACCAUCUCGAGCCAGGUUUGCUCAUCGAAGGCGCAAAACGAUAA
This is a messenger RNA of Schizophyllum commune H4-8, 3273 nucleotides long. RefSeq lists its product as uncharacterized. Bases 55 to 3273 code for a protein of 1072 amino acids. The transcript has 6 exons. The record is from RefSeq and is a predicted model, not a curated record. Lineage: Eukaryota; Fungi; Basidiomycota; Agaricomycetes; Agaricales; Schizophyllaceae.